Messenger RNA from Uncinocarpus reesii 1704, 4752 nucleotides. RefSeq lists its product as uncharacterized. NCBI's taxonomy places the organism in Eukaryota, Fungi, Ascomycota, Eurotiomycetes, Onygenales, Onygenaceae. The transcript has 9 exons. The record is from RefSeq and is a predicted model, not a curated record. Gene Ontology annotation, cellular component: glucosidase II complex. Gene Ontology annotation, biological process: protein phosphorylation; N-glycan processing; carbohydrate metabolic process. Gene Ontology annotation, molecular function: carbohydrate binding; alpha-glucosidase activity; protein kinase activity. The coding region runs from base 1 to 4752 and encodes 1583 amino acids.
AUGGCGUCUCGUCGAGCUCCAGUGUGGUCAUUGACCCUGGUGGCCAUUGUGAUACUAUCGUGCCUAGUUGCACCGGGGCUCAUGGUUAAGCACGAGAGUUUUAAGACAUGUUCGCAGUCCGGAUUUUGCAAACGGAAUCGCGCACUCGCGGAUUCGAUAUCCGACAAAGGGCCAUCGUGGCCCUCCCCUUACAGGCUUGAUCCGAGCUCUGUGACAUUUAAAAACGGACAAUUACUGGGGACUGUCAUAAAGUCGACCAUAAAGGACGGAGAUGUUCGACUCCCUCUCACAGUGUCGUUUCUUAAAUCUGGUGUUGCACGAAUUACUAUCGACGAAGAAAGGCGUCUAAAUGGAGAUAUUGAACUACGCCACGGAAGUACUGUGAGAAAGGAGCGCUAUAAUGAGGCUGCAAAGUGGGCAGUCACCGGAGACCUUAGUCCUAGUCCAUCGGCGGAACUAGAGUCGGACCCAACAAACGAAUUCACAAAAGUCAUUUACGGCCCUGAUCGAACAUUCAAAGCUGUGAUAAAACAUUCCCCCUUUGGAAUAUCGUUUGAACGCGAUGGCGAAACGCAUAUCAAGCUCAACGAUAGAGGAUUUCUCAACGUGGAACAUUGGAGGGCUAAACAAGAGCCAAGUGAUGAAACCCAAAAUACCGACCUAGAACUGGACGAUUCAACAUGGUGGGAUGAAUCAUUCGGAGGAAACACUGAUUCCAAGCCUCGGGGCCCAGAGAGUGUUGGCCUAGAUGUCACAUUUCCGGGGUAUGCCCAUGUUUUCGGAAUCCCGGAACACGCCGAUUCAAUGUCUUUGAAGGAAACAAGGGGCGGCGAGGGUCAACAUACCGAACCGUAUCGUCUGUACAAUUCCGAUGUUUUUGAGUACGAGCUGAACAGCCCGAUGACUCUUUACGGUGCAAUUCCUUUCAUGCAAGCCCAUCGCCCUGGGUCUACUGUGGGCCUGCUUUGGUUAAACGCAGCGGAAACAUGGGUUGAUAUCGUGAAAGCCAAGCAAUCACCAAACCCUCUAUCUCUCGGAGCCAAGGGGAAAACUGAUACACAAACUCACUGGUUCUCCGAGAACGGUCAACUUGACGUGUUUGUAUUUCUCGGCCCAACCCCGUACGAUGUCACCAAAUCGUACGGAGAACUCACCGGAUUCACCCAACUUCCCCAGCAUUUUGCCAUUGCGUACCAUCAAUGCCGCUGGAAUUAUGUAACCGAUGAGGACGUCCGGGAUGUUGAUCGAAAAUUCGACAUGUAUCAAAUUCCAUACGAUGUGAUCUGGCUUGAUAUCGAAUAUACCGAUCAAAAGAAAUAUUUCACUUGGGAUCCGCACACAUUUCCUGAUCCCAUCGGCAUGCAAAAGCAGCUCGAUGAUUCAGAACGCAAACUGGUCUACAUAAUUGAUCCUCAUAUCAAAAACGAAGCCAACUACCCAAUUGUGGAUGAACUAAAGAAUAAGAAGUUUGCAGUUAAUAAUAAAGAUGGGAGUGUCUAUGACGGUUGGUGCUGGCCUGGGUCUUCCCAUUGGGUUGACUGCUUCAAUCCCGCUGCAAUUGAAUGGUGGAAAGGCCUGUUUAAAUAUGACAGCUUCAAGGGAACUCAACACAAUUCAUUCGUGUGGAAUGAUAUGAAUGAGCCGUCUGUUUUUAAUGGACCGGAAACAACUAUGCCAAAGGACAAUAUCCAUCAUGGCGGUUGGGAACACCGAGAUGUGCACAACAUCAACGGCCUGACGUUUGUCAAUGCAACAUACAACGCUUUACUCGAGCGUAAAAAGGGUGAAAUCAGACGGCCCUUUGUGUUGACGCGCUCAUUCUAUGUUGGCUCUCAGCGACUCGGCGCCAUGUGGACCGGUGAUAACCAAGCCAACUGGGGCCAUCUUGCGGCUUCUUUGCCCAUGGUUUUGAACAAUGGAAUUGCAGGGUUUCCCUUUGCGGGUGCUGACGUUGGCGGAUUCUUUGGAAACCCAAGCAAGGAACUCCUCACGAGAUGGUAUCAGACUGGUAUCUUUUACCCAUUCCUUCGGGCGCACGCUCACAUUGACACUCGAAGGCGCGAACCGUACUUGAGUGGGGAGCCCUACACUAGCAUCAUUACUCAAGCUUUGCGAGUUCGAUAUCAACUGCUCCCAGCCUGGUACACUGCCUUUUAUCAGGCGUCUGUCGAUGGCACACCCAUCGUUCGACCGCAAUAUUAUGUCCACCCUUCAGACGAGCAUGGUUUUGCAAUUGACGAUCAAUUGUAUUUGGGCUCAACCGGGCUACUCGCGAAACCUGUUGUCACUGAAGGAGCGACUAGCGUUGACAUUUACAUCGCUGACGACGAAAAGUACUACGACUACUUCGAUUAUACCAUUUACCAAGGAGCUGGAAAAUUUCACACCGUGCAAGCGCCGUUGGAAAAGAUUCCACUCUUGAUGCAAGGCGGACACAUCAUUCCGAGGAAAGAUAGGCCACGUCGGAGCAGUGGGCUGAUGAAAUUUGACCCCUAUACUCUUGUGGUCGUUUUGGACAAAAACGGCUACGCCGAGGGCGAGCUCUACGUGGACGACGGCGAGACAUUUGAUUAUCAAAGUGGUGCGAAGAUCCACCGCCGUUUCGUUUUUGAUAAGGCUACCUUGUCGUCGGAGAAUCUCGUUACGCCUGGCGCCAAGACCGCGAAAUACUUGAGAAGCAUGGCGGAGGUAUAUGUUGAAAAGAUCAUUGUUGUUGGGGCUCCUAACAAGUGGAAGAGCAAAGAAACGGUUCAGGUAGAGGAUGGUGUACGGAGCCAGGGCUUCUGCUUGGCACCAUCGUCACUGCGAAAAAACACUCGAGUAUUCGGCGGCCCUGCGAAUUCCACUUUUGCUUCCAGAGAAAGAGUGCGGCGGCGGGCGUUAACAAGAACUAACUGGGCUACUGGCGAUCGUUCUCCGCUCUGCUUGCUGCUGGGGAAGGGCUUUUCAUCUGAUCUUUUUGCUGCAAAAGAGUUUGGCGCAUUUUGGUCGCUUUUCCUCCCAAUAAUCCGGUUAUUGCGUGUUCACGUUGUGGAUGAUCCUGCGGAAAUCCCCGAGUCGUCGCCCGUCAGGUCUGAGAAUCAAGAGGAGCAAGGAGCGAUUCAAUUCAUAAUGUGGCUUAUCUCUGUAGCCAUGGAGUAUGGCGCUCCGCUUUUAUAUACCGUUAAUUAUGCUUGUUGCAUCAAUUUUCAAGUGCGCUUUUACCCAAUUGAUCUACUCCGCCAACCCAGAGCUGACCGUCUCGGUGUUAGGGUGUUUUAUUGGUUCGGUGCAUAUUAUUCGUUUCCUUUGCUCCUGCAGGCGAUGAUGAUGGUCGUGGUACAAAUACUGUUAUUGAAAGUGGCGCUUGACCAUCGUCCCCAGUCCCCGGUGGACCAUACACCGUUUUCUGGGCAACUGGCGGGUGGACAGUCAGAGUUUAGAAGGCCGUAUGACUUUUGGCAAUGGAGAGCAACCCGACCCUACUGGACGUUCCUCGGUUACCUUUCAGUAUCUCUCUUCCUUAUACACGUUCUCAUCCCUCCCAUUUCGCACUCGAAAGCCUAUAUUGAAAUAUUAGGGUUUGCCGGGCUCGGCGUCGAAGCCUUCCUUCCUGUCCCUCAGAUCCUUGCCAACCAAAGAUCUCAAUCCUGCAAGGGCUUCCGAUUUUCCGUCCUCAUGGCCUGGUUGCUUGGAGAUGCAAUGAAAAUGAGCUACUUCUUUUAUAACGGCUCGUCGGUUCCAUGGGCAUUCCGGAUUUGUGGAAUGCUACAAUGCGUGUGCGAUUGCUACCUCGGCGUACAAUACUGGAUGUUUGGCGAUGGGCUUCCCGGUCGUAUUGACAAGGCAGCAUCAAGUGUCGCCGCUGGGGAUGAUAGAUGGGUUGCACUCCUUGACGAAAUAUCCAGCCUCCAGAGUGACAUAAAACUCCCUGAAUGUGAACUUGGCAACCUCGUGUUGCUUGUUGAUGGGCAGGAUCGCUUUCUUCUCAUGGGUAAUCGACGCCAAUUCCCCGAUGCGCACUGGAUCUGGAAAGGAGCCAUCUCAAAAAUUAGAACCCUACCUCUGCGGAGGGUAUGGCUGAACGACCUUGCCCAAGCCGUCGCUUUCCUCGAAUCGCUCAACCUUGCUCAUGGCGACCUCCGGCCUGACAAUAUCCUCAUUGACGGUGACCGGCUUAGACUGUCCGAUUUUGACUGUACAGCUCAAAUUGGGGCAGGUUUCGAAGCCUGUAUACCUCCAUACGGAAGAGUGCUCAACAGCAGCGAAAGCGAUCCUGGAGGUGCCGGCUUCUUAGGCCCUCGAACAGAGCAGUUCGCUCUCGGUUCCCUGUACUACCUAAUAAACUACGGCUUUGAGGUUUAUGGAGAUCGAUGUCUUACUCCAGAUAACCCCAAGCAGCAUGGACCUAAGGUCGUGAACUUGCUGCAGAACAUGAAAUUUCCGACGCUAGAUGGUGAUCCGGUGAUCGAUGAUAUUAUUGACAAGUGUUGGCAUAAUAACUGUGCAACCGUUGAGGAAUUGGCUGCACACACAGAGAUGCUCCUUGAUAAUGGGACCAACGGAGGACGAACCAACGCCGGACCUACUUCCAACAGUGGAUGGCGCAAGGCGUCAACCAAUCGCACCAAAUCCAAGGACGACCGCUAUGAUGACCUUCUACCAGAGGGUUUCUCCCCAAAGAAGGCUUUUUGCGAAGAUUUGGUGAAGCAUGGACUUCUUGACCUGCUUUCUUCGGGUGAACCUGAGCAUCUUGGAUUCAGUUUUGACUAG